Solea solea (common sole) is the source of this 5053-nucleotide messenger RNA. RefSeq names its product myelin regulatory factor (gene myrf). The record is from RefSeq and is a predicted model, not a curated record. Gene Ontology annotation, molecular function: sequence-specific DNA binding; DNA-binding transcription factor activity. Gene Ontology annotation, biological process: positive regulation of DNA-templated transcription; central nervous system myelin maintenance; protein autoprocessing. NCBI's taxonomy places the organism in Eukaryota, Metazoa, Chordata, Actinopteri, Pleuronectiformes, Soleidae. Gene Ontology annotation, cellular component: endoplasmic reticulum membrane; nucleus. The coding region runs from base 420 to 3617 and encodes 1065 amino acids. The transcript has 28 exons.
CACGCACAUCCCUCACCUGCUUCAUCUGCUCUCCUCCGACUCUACAUCCUGUCUGAGAGCGAGAGGCAGAGGAGGAAGAGUACCGACUUCACAGCCUCAUUUUUAAACUACUUUUUAUACAUUUAUUAUACUUUUUUUAAUCCCGACGUUGACUCCCCUCCUCCCCACGGACAGAUGAUACUUCGUUGAGAGUAGAAACGGAGCCUCAGGAGACACCGAAGCGUUUGACCACAAGGACAACAGAGCCAGGAGACAAGUUCUCUCAAGUCCUCUCAACGAAAAUGAAAUAAUCAAAUACGAUUAAACGACGAUUUUAUUCUGGAUUCCGUGAUGUACGUGUGAACGUUUCCCGGAUCCGAAUUGCCGUCGUUCGGACGACGGUAGACGUUUGAUGGAUUUUUUAUGUGGAACCCGCUAGGAUGGACGUGGUCGAUGAAACAGAAGCGUUACAGAGAUUUUUUGAAGGUCAUGAUAUUACCAGUUCUCUGGAGCCAACCAACAUCGACACCAGUAUCCUGGAAGACUACAUCAGCAAGGAGGACGAUAGCACUGACAUCUGUUUCUCAGAGGUCCACAGCACCCCUGGACAAACUUACUCAUCUCCCCAGGCAGGAGUGUCCUCCUCUGGCGGGUUGGUGUGUGGUGUGAGCCCCCCUAUUCCAUUACGUCAAGGAGCCCUCCCGCCUGGGCCCCCUAACUGUCAGAACACCUACCCCCCAGGUCCAUCCCUGGGCCUCCGACACAACUACCCCUGCCUGGGACAGCAGCAGCAACAGCAGCAGCAGCAGCAGCAGCAGCAGCAGCAGCAGCAGCAGCAGCAGCAGCAGCAGCAGCAGCAGCAGCAGCAGCAGCAGCAGCAGCAGCAGCAGCAGCAGCAGCAGCAGCAGCAGCAGCAGCAGCAGCAGCAGCAGCAGCAGCAGCAGGCACACGUCAAGCCUGAGCACAGGGGCCACUACGCUCCAGGGACACUACCAGAGUCUCCCCCAGACUCCAGCUCAGAGCCGUACUCUCCACAGCAGGUGAAUGAUCAUCACAUGAUCAGGACCAUGACGCCAGAGAACAUGUGUCACAUGACUCCGACGCCACCCCUCCACUAUUCCACCAUGCAUCGGGACAUGUACCUCAAGCCUGAGCCCAUGAUAUCACAGUAUACUGUCGGUCCUGCCACAAGUGCAAGUGGAGACAUGCAGCAGACGCAGAUGCUCCAUCAGCUGCUGCAGCAUCCUCAGGGGCAGGAAGGCAUCCCUGUUCACCAGGCCAAGAAGAGGAAGCACUCAGAUUCUCCCAACAGCACCCUCAAUUCACAAAUCAUCACAGGUAUCAUCAAACAAGAACCAGGUAUAAUGCAGGAUGCCGACAACUCCUACUUGGACCCAAACUAUCAGUGCAUUAAGUGGCAACCUCACCAGCAGAACAAGUGGACACCACUUUAUGACGCAAACUGCAAAGAACUGCCGAUGCCAACCUAUCGUGUCGAUGCCGACAAAGGCUUCAACUUCUCCUUGUCUGAUGAUGCUUUCGUUUGCCAGAAGAAGAACCAUUUCCAGGUCACAGUAUACGUAGGCAUGCUGGGCGAUCCGAAGUACAUCAAGACAAGUGAAGGCCUGCAGCCAAUCGAUUGUUUCUAUCUCAAACUCCAUGGAGUAAAGGUGGAGGCCAUGAAUCAGUCCAUCAGCGUGGAGCAGUCACAGUCUGACCGCAGCAAGAGACCCUUCAAGCCAGUGCUCAUCACCUUGCCCUCAGAGCAGGUCACAAAAGUCACAGUGGGGCGGCUCCACUUCAGCGAGACCACAGCCAAUAACAUGAGGAAGAAGGGCAAACCAAACCCAGACCAGAGGUAUUUUAUGCUGGUGGUGGCGCUGCACGCUCAGUCCCACAGUCAGACAUACACUGUGGCUGCUCAGGUGUCUGAGAGGAUCAUCGUCAGGGUAACGUCUGGCCAUGCGUCCAACCCAGGCCAGUUUGAAAGUGACAAUGAGGUGUUGUGGCAGCGUGGCCAACUACCAGACUCCGUCUACCACCACGGGAGAGUGGGCAUUAACACCGACCGGCCAGAUGAGGCCCUUGUCGUCAAUGGCAACGUGAAGAUCAUGGGUUCCCUGGUACACCCAUCGGAUAUCAGGGCCAAAGAAAAUGUCCAGGAGGUCAACACCACAGACAAUUUGAAACGGAUUUCUCAGAUGAGGCUGGUCCAUUAUCAGUUCAAGCCAGAGUUUGCUGCCACCGUGGGCAUAGAGAACACUGCAGACACCGGAGUGAUUGCUCAGGAAGUCCAGCAGAUCCUGCCUGAGGCAGUGAAGGAGGGGGGUGAUGUUGUGUGUGCCAAUGGAGAAACUAUUCCCAAACUUUUGGUUGUCAAUAAAGAUCGUAUCUUCAUGGAGAAUGUGGGGGCAGUAAAAGAACUGUGUAAGCUAACAGACAACCUGGAAACCCGUAUUGAUGAACUGGAGCGCUGGAGUCGGAAACUGGCCAAGCUGCGUCGUCUCGACAGUAUGAAGAGCACCGUGAGCGGAAGCACUGUCAGCCAAUCAGGGAGCUAUUUUAGCAGGACAGGAAGUGGCCCACUCAAGAAGAAAACUGUCAAACCUGGGAGCAAGAACUCACCUCCAGAUCAAGGCUGCCUCAGUCAGAGGUUGAUGCAGGGCGCCAUCCUGGCACUUGUCAUUGUCAUGGCCUUCAGUGUCAUUUCCAUGUCUAUUCUUUAUGUGCUGACUCUCCACCACAGAGGAGACGUCACAGAUGACUAUGUCCCUUCCUGUGUUCUCUACAUCACUUGGAUGCCCAUCUUCACUGCUUCUGUAUCUUUCUGUCCACCUGUGUGCCCAUGGUCCAAAGCUGCUCUGGGAUCUUCACGCAAGAGUCCAUAUAUUCCACUGCCCACCACCCCUGCACCUGCGUGCUGUUCAACUACAACCAUAAACAACCAAUCAACUACAGGUGUGACACCGAGCAGAAACCAAUCCACCACAGAUUUAGGAAGCAUUGUUCCAACACCUGGCAUUUCCAAUAAGAAGGCCAAGUCUAGAAUGAUGGACAAGGAUGGCCACAGCAGAAACCGACUGAGUCACACCUCAGCUCCUUUGUUCUUUGCCAAGUCCAAAAAGCCAGCCCCUACAGACCAGGACAGCGCAGGUGCUACCAACCGUCUGCCCCGGGGUCAGACAGUGCCACGUAGACAACGCAGCCUGCACAUGAAGGGAGAAAGGUCAGCUCCCUCCCUGACUAGUCUACAUAUUGUGGAAACAAACCAAGAGAUUACAGCACAAAGUUGCGCAACACCCAUGAGCUGCAGCUACACAAUAUCACUCCAUGGAAAAAGAAAUUCCUCCAUCUCACAAAUAACUUUAUACAUGAUGUCCACAAACAUUGUGUGGGUACAACAAUGUGGUGCCACGAAGGGACGCUUAUGCCCCAACCACACAGAGGCAGAGCUCUAUGGUGGUCAGAGAACGUCAACAAAGGGGACUCGACACCUGUGGUCAGUGCCUGCGCUCUCUUCCCAGGACGUAACCUAUCACUUUCGUGUCUCCCUGUCUGGUGAAGUUCGUUGUACCACUGACGCAGAAAACUCAUCGUUCUCUGACUACCAUUUUCUCGUUGAAAGCAGCUGUGUGUGAGGAAGAGGAUGAUGUGUUCAGGUGUCUUUAGAUGAGCCACAUUUCUCCUACCAUUUACUGCACAUGCAGUCAUGUUGCAAAAAGUGGUUUUUGAGUUUGACUUAUUCUUGUAUAUUAUAUUUAAAGAGAUUCAUUAUGGAACCAACUAUAUACCACUGUCCCCACCAUAAUCCCCUCCACAUGUAGGUGCACUGAGGCAUUAAGACUGGAUUUUCAAACACUGUUGACAUUACUUUUUAUUUCUGUCUGUUUAGAUAAUUGUAACUUUUUGUGUGUGUCAGAGUUCACUGCUUUACUGAAAGCAACACCUAUGAGUUUGUAACUCAGGUCAUUACUGAUCACUGUGCCUUCUAUACUUAAUAUAAGCCAUAUUUCUUUUCAGCAGAUAAUGUAGAGGUGACACGGCAUCUGUUUUUGUUUCGUUUUAUAGAAGAGUUUGUAUGUACACUGAAACCAGUCUUAACUGACAACAAAAACAAGUUUUUAAUAAUUCUAUACACUGGAGAGCAGACGUUUGGUGUCUGCUGAAGGCCUCAGUAAAUGGUUGCAACUCACUGAAAGUAUACCUCACUAGUGUACACUGGCAAUCCCUGGGUCUCUACAGUGGGUCAUUGUGUUUGAGACUGCUCCAGUCAACUACACUGUCUACUGUCUCCUUUUGCUGCAUCUGACUAAACACUGUACAGAGAGGAAAAUACUGUGUCGUAUAUCCAUCUCAACUGUGGCGCAGAAUGAGACGUCAGAUUGUUUUGUUAACAGUUUAUGCAAAUGACUCCAACUAAAAAGACAUUCUCAUGAACAUUUCUUAUAUGAAGGAGUCCAUUUUAAAAAACAUUCACUGGACCGCAUGCGAUACGACUGGAUAAGUAAACAAGUCACUGGAAAUGUUGAAACACUGACAGUUCUUUGCAUCUGAUAAUGAAACUGCAACAAGUCCAACACUGACAAUAUUUCAAAAAACACUGGAAUAGCUUAUGUUGCAUUUGCUUACUGGACAGAAUGCUGGUAUGGCAGUAGAUUAGGUUAUUUCUAGUGCAUGCCCAAUCAUUUCUUUAAAAUUAUACAUCUUAGAUUAGAGGCAGUUCAAUGUAAUUUUAUUUUAAGUAUGCACACUGCAGAGAUAAAAUUGGGUAUGAUACACUGGGUAUAAUUUUGUGUAUUUCUCUGUAUGUUCUGAAUACGUUUCCUGUGCCUAUACAAUUAAGAAUAUGCAGUGAGUGAUAAUUGUCGAUAUACCUGAAAAUUGUAAAUUGUUUUCCUUUGUGUUAUUGUGUCUUGUUUUGAAAGCAUUCCUGACAUACUCUAACCAACUUCCUUUUGUCAAAUUGAAAUGUAUUCCAUGUGUCUCUAUCCAGCAGGAAAAACACAAUUAUGUGUCUCAAAUAUUACUGGGACAUAACAGCAACAACUAUCAGACAAAAUGUAUGCAGUGCAGU